AAUGAACGUAUAGAUACAGUCAUCGUGUUCUUACUACUGGCUUCAGGAUUAUUAAGGUUAAAAUAGUUCCUGGAAAAAUCAAAAGAAAAAAUGCCAAAGAAUUCGCGGCGCAACAACGAAUCGACGAAUUCGUUGCCCAUAUUGCGCACCUCCGAAAUUCCUGAAGAGUUUUUGCCUCCUCCCUCUCGAAUUCCAAUAGCGAAAUGGCAGGAAAUAAUGGAAGACGAACACGUCAGUCAUAUCGUCGGCUUUAUUCGCGAGGAAAUCGUCCGGUCGGCUGCGGACGCGAUUUGCGAAGAUUAUUUUCGAAAAGCAGUCUACGGUUUUGUUGUCAAUUGCGCUUACGAGGCUUGGAUGCGCGCGUUUCAGUGGGCGCAUUUGGAGUAUGAUAAUCGGGGAAUGUUGGACGGAUGUCCCACUCCGGACGAGGCAUCGCCGCUAGUCGUUAAGCAUCCUCAAUUACCUCGAGGUGUCCCGACGGUGUACGGACGUCUCGCAAAAUUGACCGCGAGUAAAAAAUCAUCGAGUCAACGCAAAACGAGCUGCGCGAAAAGUACAUUGCACGGAAAGAGCGGACGAUUAAGUACGAAGAUCCGUAAUUAGAGUAAUUACGCGAUUUGAUUAAAGGAAAGCCUACUUUCGAUCUCAAAUGACGUAUGUAUUCUGUACGUAUACGUGCGAAAUAAUUACUUCUUAAAACGAGACGAGAAUUAUUAAAUAUAAAUUCAAAGCAGCGAGAAAAUUGCUUUUUCGUAUAAUUAACACGAAAUUAUCAAUUGUACCAGUUAAUGAGGUAAAAGUAAAAAAUAAUG
This is a messenger RNA of Trachymyrmex cornetzi, 812 nucleotides long. RefSeq lists its product as uncharacterized. Bases 91 to 603 code for a protein of 170 amino acids. The record is from RefSeq and is a predicted model, not a curated record. The transcript is spliced from 2 exons. NCBI's taxonomy places the organism in Eukaryota, Metazoa, Arthropoda, Insecta, Hymenoptera, Formicidae.